Molecule: messenger RNA, 1664 nt
Organism: Pogonomyrmex barbatus (red harvester ant)
Lineage: Eukaryota; Metazoa; Arthropoda; Insecta; Hymenoptera; Formicidae
Source: RefSeq, a predicted model, not a curated record
GGGAAUCGGUCCUUGGUACACAGAAUAGGAGUCAGCGCGUCGAUGUGAGAGGUUGCUGCGGUGCUCCAAGGUUAAGGUGCCCCAAGGUGGGCCCGACGAUAUCCUCGCCCGCGCUCCAAUAAAAUCCUAGACGGAGGAAUAAAACGGGCUCGGUCGAAAGGGAACGCCGAUUGGCCAACGUUAAUACGCACGCCACGCCACGCCACGCAACGUGUAUAUAAUUCAAUCUUUGCCUUUGCACUCUAGUUUUACCUACGCGUUUAAUACGUGUCGUGCUCUACUGGAAACGGCGACAUGCUGACCGUAAAGAUUACUCUGUUAUUUGGACUCAUGGCGCUAUUAAAAUUAUCGAUAGCAGCACCAGACAGUGCAGGGAUAGUAGAAAUGGUGAACGGAUUGGCAUAUGGUGGGAUUCCUUACGGAAGCGUGACCGGCAUGAUCGCCAAGUAUUCGGGAUAUAGACAGGUUAAUGCUCAGCCUCAAGCCAGACAGUUUAACAUUUUGAGCAACACUCAACGGCCAGUAAUUAUCACACCGAAUUUCCGAGCGACCAGGCUGGAAGGAAUUUCACCUCGACCUGUGCAAAUUUAUAAUCUUCCCGGAGUCAUCGCUCCUGGUAUCAUUGGCACGAUUAGCCAAAUCGGCUAUUAGACCGUCAAACGAUCUCGUCAUUAAUCAUCAGAUGCAUUAAUAAAUCAAAUUUCUCUUUUUUCACAAAGUUUUUCAAAGAACAGACAUCAAACUAUCCAUUUUGAUGUUGCAUCAUGGUGACAUGAUGUUAUUAAUUAUUAGCAAUAUAUUAGUAACGAUCAAACACUAUUAGCUUGCAGUUUUCGCCAAGUUAAUUUAUGUCAAACUUAAAUUACACGAUGACUUUUACGUUUUAUUACUCGUAAUUGUGAAUAGUAAUGUGCAUUAUUUAAAAACAAAAUUUUUGUAAAUUUGUAAAAAAUAGAAAAUUGCAACACGGCAUUUUAUAUAUUUAUGCGUUCUACAUUUAUGUACCAUUGUAUUUUUGUCAUAUUAUUUAUCAAGAUUCAAUAACAAUGCAUAAAUAAACAGACGCCUUUAAAACGUUGCGUUAGUUUUAGUUUAAGUAUUUAUAAAUGCCAAAUAUUGAUGAGUUAAUAUUUUAUGCCAAAAUAUGCUAACGUCAUUAUGUAAUCUCUCGCUCAUUUGUCUCGCUAAAUUUGAUAAAACUUAUAACUUGCGUAAUCAAAAAAUGUGAAAAUUAUAAUUUUGCUAUCCAUCCCUUAUACCCCAGCACUUAGCAUCGAGGGUAAAAGGCUUUUAAGGAGAGAAAGUAUAAAUGACAUCGGACACAAUGUCUGUCCCUUAGUCGUCACGAGCCGCACGCACGAUGCAUUACGCGUCGCACGUGAGUAUCCUUGCAUGUAAAAUCCGUUGGUCGCACAGGGAGAAGCAACAAAAUUGCAAUUUCGUAACGAUGUCACGAUCCGUGGUAGCGCAAUUAAUCAUCGCAAAUGGCAAAAAUUUGCCACGUGCCACGAAUAGAUUUGUGUAAUGUGUCAAACUGCGAAAUGUCUAUCGAAAUAUUUGCAAUUAACAUUUCUCCUUUAUAAUCGAAUACGUAAAUUAUUUGUAGUGUACUUAUUCUCGUGAUUUUAUAUAAUAAUCAAAUAAAUCAUUUGUGAAUUCAUUAA